GAUUCGUAUGCUUUACUCCCUAGACUUAUGGGAGCAAUGGAGGAGUCCAAUCCUGGGACUGUUUUCGUCCCAGUAUACAACAAUGUAUACACUGAGGAUCAAGUUCGAGUACAGGAUAAGUUGAUGUUCCAUCGUCUUUUUUGGGCUUUUAAACCAUGCAUUGACGGAUUUGGGUUCUGCAUACCGGUUAUUCAGGUUGACGGAACUUUCCUUACUGGGAAGUACAAAGGAUGUCUUCUAAUUGCCACUGGCGUAGAUGGAAACAGGCGGAUUUUCCCGCUUGCAUUUGCAUUAGUGGAGGGGGAGAACAGCUUAAGUUGGGCUUGGUUCUUUGACCAACUGCACGAGCACGUGACACAGCGGGAAGAUAUUACGAUUAUAUCCGAUCGACAUGCGGGGAUAAGGAAUGCUGUUGGUGGUUUUCCCGACGAGUGGGGGUGGAGAUGGAGAUGGUGUAUUCGACACUGGCUCGCCAAUUUCCAACACAAAUUUGGGAAGAAGAAAGACAUCAAGAAUUUACUUUGGAAUGCAGCGGUUGCACAUCAACCAAAAAAGUACGAGGAGAAGAUGAAAACGAUCCGUCAUACCCACCGAGCUGGAGCAGUAUGGGCUGAAGGUCAAGAGUUGCCCAUGUGGACGUUCCAUAUGGACAACGGGGCCAGAUGGGGCAUUGCAACUACCAACCAUGGAGAAAGUAUAAAUAAUGUGUACAAGGGUCUU
Molecule: messenger RNA, 720 nt
Organism: Linum tenue
Lineage: Eukaryota; Viridiplantae; Streptophyta; Magnoliopsida; Malpighiales; Linaceae
Source: the annotation of a GenBank genome assembly